CUUCGGUCACUCCGCCCUACCCAUGUGGUCUGUCUCUAUGGUCCUGGGGGGAGAUCAACCCACAGAGGAAGAUGUUGUGGCGCUUGUUGUGGAGUUUCAGCCGCGGAGUGAGACCGCCUGGAGGAGGAGGAGCUGUUGGCGUUUCCCGCCCCCGUUCGGUGGCCCCGAUCCGACCUCCGGAGGGGGAGUCCGCGCAGUCCGAGGAAGGACGGCAAGACAGGCAUCGGCAGCACAAAGCCCAUGGAUAUGGGAAGCUCUCACAUCUCUACUGUCCCUUGGAUGCCUUCACCUGGAGCGCAUUGGUUGUUCUUGCUGUGGAGUUAGCUAAGCAGGUCCGGUGGCUGAAUUUUGUGCAACCAGGUGGGGUGGAUGGCAGGAUUCAUCACUUGGAGAGUCAGCUUGCCGUUUUGCCACAACAUCAGCACUCAGUCCUUCUGACAGGCCCAUCUUCUUCCUCCAGUCGGGUUAAAGAACAAAUCUUCAAGGGAGUGGACUCUGGGUGUGCACGGAAGAAUCCCACUUUUAGCAAAAGUUCACGGCAAAAAGAAUAUCAGCUUUUUUCAGAAACAGAGGACUUCCUCUGCCCACCCAGCACAAGCCAUGAACCAGGUUCACACCUAUCCCCGUUGCAGAGCAACCUGAAAGAAGAGACAUCUUUGAAUGAAGCUGCUUCACAAAUGCAACACGUGUUCCAGGCCAGCAUUUCUGUGGCAUCCAACAUCCUGGGCCUUAAGAACAUGCAGGAUGGACAGCACAAAAUGGCAUUUUCCUGUUUCAAGAUGGCUGCAGACAGAAACUACGAUAAAGCCCAGUUCAAUGUGGGAAUGUGCUAUGAACAUGGAAGAGGCACUACGAAGAAUAUGGCCAAGGCACUGUUCUACUACCGACAAGCAGCUCGCCAAGGGCACACCAUGGCUCAGUACCAUUAUGCAAAGUGGCUUCUCCACCACUGGCCCAGAGCAGACAACAAUGAUGGAAGUCUAAAGGAAGCAAUGGGGUUUCUGGACCAGGCAGCCACUUCAGGACUCGUACAGGCACAAGCCUAUCUUGGGAUGCUCCAUCUGAAGGGCAUGGAGCCUGGGAAGCAGAGAGUACAGAAAUGCUUGCACAUGACAGCCGGGAGUAGUAGGGAUUCUUCAUGCAGAUUUCGUUUGGGUGAUGGCUAUGAAAAGCAUUUUGAAAUCCAUCAAAAACAUCAGCAACCAUCUGCAAGGAACAGACCUGCGGAUGAGAAAACGGAAGUGACAACAGAAGAGGAGAUUGCAGUGAAGCGUUGGCACCAGACACCACUGCAAGCAAGAAACUUCUCAUCCAGCCCCUGCCUUCAGAGCUUGGAUCAGCCACUGGCUUCGCAUGUGGGGCAGCCAGCUGUUGGCCUACUUCACUCUUGGAGCACAGGAAGUCUCAGUGACUUCGCAGGUGGAUCUUUACAUGGCAUCCCUAGUCCAGCUUUCUCAGAUGGUCUCACCUUCAGGCUACAAUCCCUAGCUUGGUCCCCAGGAACAGUAAUUGGCUAAUAGGCCUAAUGAGGAAGCUUUCUUCUCAGACUUUUGGAAGAUGAUGCCUGUCGUCUUGGUUAACAAAAUCACUUAAACAUUUCAAGUAUAUAUAUUUUUUUAUCUUCUCCUAAAUGUAUACUUUUUAAGAUGAUAGUUCUCAAAAAAACUAUUACACUUACAGAGCUCUAACAAUGCAUGAUGCAGCCAAAUAAAGCAAAACGGAUGAGCUAUCUUACUUUCUCUUUCCCAUCUUCUCUUAUCAUAUACUGUCCACUACCCUCAGCAAAAUGAGUGUUCAUUUGCCUUAGAAGAAGGUGCCUUGCUGACAUCAGAAUUAUUAUCAGGACUUAACUGCUACACCUCAGAAAGGCAGUGCUUUAGG
Pogona vitticeps (central bearded dragon) is the source of this 1881-nucleotide messenger RNA. RefSeq names its product DAP3 binding cell death enhancer 1 (gene DELE1). Lineage: Eukaryota; Metazoa; Chordata; Lepidosauria; Squamata; Agamidae. Gene Ontology annotation, biological process: extrinsic apoptotic signaling pathway via death domain receptors. The record is from RefSeq and is a predicted model, not a curated record. Gene Ontology annotation, cellular component: mitochondrion. Gene Ontology annotation, molecular function: protein binding.